CUCUUGAGACCUUAGAAACAAGAAUGGCACCAUGGAUACUACCCUUGCUCUAUUCACUAAUACUUUUACAAUCUAGUACCUCAUCGUUUGCAAAGUUUCAACCGAGGUACUUCCCUUCUUCGAUCAUCGGGCCUUCAACACGAUCUGUUGCUAGCAAUAGCGAGCCUUACAAAACGAAAUACUUCACACAAAUCCUUGAUCACUUCAAUUACAUCCCACAAAGUUAUCAAACCUUUCAACAACGAUAUUUGAUCAAUGACACCUUUUGGGGUGGUCCUAACGCUCCAAUUUUCGUGUACACAGGGAAUGAAGGAAAUAUUGAAUGGUUUGCUCAAAACACUGGUUUCAUGUACGACAUCGCACCUGAAUUCAAAGCUCUUCUCGUGUUCAUAGAGCAUAGGUACUAUGGAAAAUCAAUACCAUAUGGAGGUGAUAAAAAGAAAGCAUACAAGAAUUCAAAGAAUCUUGGAUACUUGAGCUCAACACAAGCGAUGGCUGAUUAUGCAACACUCAUUAUUGAUCUUAAAAACAACUUGACAGCCACAAACUCUCCUGUUGUUGUCUUUGGAGGUUCCUAUGGUGGAAUGUUGGCAGCAUGGUUCAGACUAAAGUAUCCACAUGUAGCCAUUGGAGCAUUGUCAUCUUCUUCACCAAUCCUUCAAUUUGAAAACAUUACAUCUCAAUAUAGCUUCAACAAUAUCAUUACACAAGACUUUAGGAGCGAAAGUGAGAACUGUUAUAAGGUAAUAAAGGGGUCGUGGAAACAAAUCGAGGACACGGCUAGCUCACACGGGGGACUUGAAUUACUUCGAAAAUCAUUUCAUAUAUGCAAAAAUUAUAUAAGUGGAGAUGCUAUCGAAGGUUGGCUUUCAACCGCAUUUGUCUAUACAUCAAUGACGGAUUAUCCAACUUCAUCUAGUUUUCUUGCUCCAUUGCCGGCUUAUCCUAUCAAACAAAUGUGCAAGGCGAUUGAUAAUCCUUCUCUCGGAAACGACACAUUUGCAAAGUUGUAUCAGGCAGCUAACAUUUACUACAACUACACCGGGGACGUUCCGUGUUUUGAUUUAGCUGAUGAUUCCGACCCUCAUGACCUAGGAGGCUGGCAAUGGCAGGCCUGUACAGAAAUGGUAAUGCCAACAAGUGGAAAUAAUAAAGAGAGUAUAUUUCCUGUCUCAGCAUAUAGCUACACGGGCCAUGCCCAAUACUGUGAAGCAGCUUAUAAUAUCCAGCCCAGGCCCACUUGGAUUACUACAGAAUUUGGUGGCCAUGAUAUUGCGAAAGUAUUAAAGCGUUUUGGGAGCAAUAUAAUAUUUUUCAAUGGUUUACGAGACCCUUGGAGUGGUGGCGGGGUGCUAAAGAAUAUAUCAAAAAGCAUUAUUGCCAUAGUUGAGAAAGAAGGGGCACACCAUGUUGACCUAAGAUUUGCAACCGAUAAAGAUCCUAAAUGGCUUCGAGAUGUAAGAAAGAAAGAAAUCAGUAUUCUCAAGGAUUGGAUCUCGGAAUACUAUCACAACAAUUUGGCUGAUUCCUACACAAACUAGAGUAACAUACAAACCGUCUAUCGGCACACAGAUAUGCGUAUAUUUUUGCUUUUAAUUGUACAAUGAGAUGGAUUUUUUUAUUUUCUAUUUUUAACCUUUUUAUUUCA
This is a messenger RNA of Erigeron canadensis, 1648 nucleotides long. Its product is annotated as lysosomal Pro-X carboxypeptidase-like. The transcript has 10 exons. Gene Ontology annotation, molecular function: dipeptidyl-peptidase activity; serine-type exopeptidase activity. Gene Ontology annotation, biological process: proteolysis. NCBI's taxonomy places the organism in Eukaryota, Viridiplantae, Streptophyta, Magnoliopsida, Asterales, Asteraceae. The record is from RefSeq and is a predicted model, not a curated record. Bases 24 to 1541 code for a protein of 505 amino acids.